CAACCCAAGAUAAAACAUCAAAUCAAAUCCGGCCAUGUCCCUUUUGCUAUUGUUUUAUCUCUUUUUUGCUGCAAUUUAUACAGCAGCAGCUCAACAAAGAUCCACCAACAUAACCCUAGGCUCAUUCUUAACACCAACCGGCAAUUCUUCAUGGUUGUCACCCUCUGGGCAAUUUGCUUUCGGUUUCUAUCGGCAAGGCAGUGGCUUUGCCGUCGGAAUAUUCCUGGCCAGCAUACCUGAGAGGACACCGGUCUGGACAGCCAACAGGAACACUAAUCCCAUUUUCCCCAGUAAUUCAACUUUGGUGUUGAAGAGCGAUGGAAGGCUAGUUGUGGAGGUAGGCCAAGGCCAAGAUAUCGAUAUUAUUGAUAAUGGUCUUCCUAUUACAUUAGCUUCCAUGUUAGACAACGGAAAUUUCGUGGUCUAUAGUUCUGAUGGGAUGAUGUGGCAGAGCUUUGAUAAUCCAACAAAUACCCUUUUGCCCGGACAGAUCCUUUCCAAUGGAAAAGAGCUGGUUUCCAGUGCUUCAGAAAGCGAUGACAGCACCGGAAUUUUCCGUAUCAAGAUGCAAAGUGACGGAAACCUUGUUCAGUAUCCAGUCCAGACUACAGAUACUGGUGGAAAUGCUUACUGGGCAUCAAACACUGCUGGUCGAGGUAAUCAGAUUACGCUAAAUCUUGAGGAAGAUGGUUACCUCUACUUGAUCAAUUCUACCAACAAUAUUAGUGUGGAUAACUUAACCACAGGAGGCUUUCCAAAGGAAAAAUAUAUUUACAUUGCAAAAUUAGAUGUGGAUGGUAUUUUCCGGCUGUAUUCACAUCCAUUUGGUCAUGGAAACUGGUCAGUUUUAUGGUCAACUACGGCAGAUAAAUGCGCCCCAAAAGGCGUCUGCGGGAUGAAUGCUUUUUGCACUAUAAUGGACAAUGAACCUCAAUGCAGAUGUCUCCCAGGGUUCAGCGUUGUUGUUCCAGGCAAAUGGAGUUCAGGAUGCAACAGAAAUUUCACUGCAAGAAGCUGUGAAGGAGAUAUUGAUUAUUAUGAAAUGAGAGCAUUGGAAAACACAGUUUGGCAAAGCAAUUCCUAUGCCAGUUUGAAAACUUCAACUAAAGAAGACUGUGAACAAGCCUGUCUGGAGGACUGCAAUUGUGAGGCGGCACAGUUUAAAGAUGGCAACUGCAAUAAGGACAGGCUGCCCCUGAUAUAUGGAAGAAGAUCGAUGGAUGAUUCUAAUGCAGCUCUUAUUAAGGUUGGAUUGCCUGCAAAUAUUGGAGGAGGAGGAGGAGGAAGUCAAGUUGGCCAUCCCACAGAAACCAAAAAACAGCUGCGCAUAGACAUUUUAGUUCUCAGCAUUUCAUUAUUAGCUUUUGCUCUUCUGGUCUUGCUGAUCUCUGGGUUGCUGAUACACAAAAGCAGGGUUUGGAGAUAUAGAAAGAUCUCUGAGAGCAGAGAUGGCCAUUUAUGUGAGGAUGUUGGACCCAGGGGUUUCACCUAUGCAGAAUUACAGCAGGUGACCAAUGAUUUCAAUGAAGAGCUUGGCAGAGGGGCAUUUGGGACAGUUUUCAAAGGAGUGCUGGCAGAAGGCCAGAAAUUAGUAGCUGUAAAGAGGCUAGAAAAAGUUUUGGAAGAAGGGGAAACAGAGUUCCAGAAUGAAAUGAAAGUUAUUGGAAAAACCCAUCACCGAAAUUUAGUGAAGCUGCUGGGUUACUGCAUAGAUGGACCUAAAAGACUUCUGGUUUAUGAAUACAUGAGCAACGGAUCUCUGGCUGAUAUACUUUUCACGCCAGAGAAACAGCCGUGUUGGGAGGAGAGAAUUCGCAUUGCUCGAGACAUCGCAAGGGGCAUUCUGUAUUUACAUGAAGAGUGUGAGACCCAAAUAAUCCAUUGCGAUAUAAAGCCUCAGAACAUACUAAUGGACAAUCGUUGUGUGGCAAAGAUUUCAGACUUUGGAUUGGCAAAACAUAUGAAACAAGAUCAGACCAGAACUUAUACCGGAGUUAGAGGAACAAAGGGUUACGUGGCACCAGAAUGGCACAGAAAGAUGGCAGUGACAGUAAAAGCAGAUGUAUACAGCUUUGGGAUAGUGCUGCUAGAGCUAAUCACUCGUCGAAAGAGUGUAGAUUGGAGCCUUAGUGAAGACGAAGCAGUUCUUGAAGAAUGGGUUUACAGUUGCUUUGAUGCGGGUGAGGUUAGUAAAGUAGUUGGGGAAGAGGAAGUGGAGAAGAAACAAGUAGAGAGACUGGUAAAAAUCGCCAUAUGGUGCACCCAAGAAGAGCCAUCACUCCGCCCUUCAAUGAAGAAAGUUUUACUAAUGCUUGAGGGGACAGUUGAUAUUCCUGUACCCCCUAGUCCUACUUCAUUUCUUAGUGCCGUAUAAUUCAGACCACAACUAUCUCAAACUUUGUAACAUUUUCCCUUCUGCUAUUGGGAAUCUCCAAGUGCAUUCUCUUUAAUCCUGAAAUCAAAUAAAUGUAUGUGAUACCAUUUGCCUAUAUGGAUUAUGCUUCAUAGCCUCUACAGGUUAGAUGGUUCUACAUAUACAUUCUGAACAAUGGAAGUGCAAUUUGUUAGAA
Messenger RNA from Ipomoea triloba (trilobed morning glory), 2570 nucleotides. RefSeq names its product G-type lectin S-receptor-like serine/threonine-protein kinase LECRK3. The record is from RefSeq and is a predicted model, not a curated record. Lineage: Eukaryota; Viridiplantae; Streptophyta; Magnoliopsida; Solanales; Convolvulaceae. Gene Ontology annotation, molecular function: protein serine/threonine kinase activity; ATP binding. The transcript has a single exon. The coding region runs from base 35 to 2374 and encodes 779 amino acids. Gene Ontology annotation, biological process: recognition of pollen; protein phosphorylation.